CAAAAUUCCACACGUCUAUUGAUGUCAUGUUUUGUGCCUUUGUGGAUUCUUGUCAUCAUCAAGUGUGGUGUCAGCGAUUUUAGUUUUUACUUUAUAGUAAAUAAUGUAAAUUAAAGUAUUAAUUCUAGCUAAAAAUGGGUGGACAAAAAUUUGAGUACGAUGAAAGUGGAUCGACAUUCUUUUAUUUUGUUUUAUCUUUUCUCGCUUUAAUACUUGUUCCGGCUACUUUUUAUUAUUGGCCAAGAAAAAGAAGAGAAGAUCCUAUUAAAUUAGCUGAACAAUGUCAAUGUCCACUAUGUACAAAGAAGAGAAUUAUUAUUGAACAGUCUCAGCCUUAUAAAAAACUCAAAAAUUUUCUUGUUAUGUUAGCAAUUAUAUCUGGAUGGGUGCUACUUGGCUUUCUAGCCAUGAAAGUCUCUCAGUUUGACUAUGAAAUGUCAAAUUUUGACCCAUAUGAUAUUUUGGGUCUACCACCAGGGGCCACACAAGCGGAAAUAAAAAGAUCAUAUCGUAAGCAAUCUCUUAUUCUUCAUCCUGAUAAAGAAACAGGAGAUGAAAAAGCUUUUAUGAGAUUAACAAAGGCAUAUCAAGCAUUAACUGAUGAUGAAGCAAGACGAAAUUGGGAGAAAUAUGGAAAUCCUGAUGGCCCUGGUGCAAUGAGCUUUGGAAUUGCCUUGCCAAGUUGGAUUGUUGAGAAAGAAAAUAGUGUUUGGGUGCUAGGUCUUUAUGCUCUUGUAUUCAUGGUUGCUCUUCCAACAGCAGUUGGAACAUGGUGGUACCGCUCCAUUCGUUAUUCAGGGGAACAAGUACUGUUGGACACAACUCAAAUGUAUUUCUACUUUUGUCAUAAAACUCCUUCGAUGCCUUUAAAGCGUGCCCUGAUGAUUCUAGCUGCAUCCUGUGAGUUUGAUAAAAGGCAUAACUCUGAAGUAAUUGAAAGGAUAACUGAUAAUGAAGAAGUUCCCAUGCUGUUGCGCGAUCUACCGAAUCUUGGUGAAAAAAAUAAGGAGCAGCCGCUAUGUCGGCCGUACAGUAUUAAGGCAAGAGCUCUGUUACAUGCCCACUUAUCACGAAUGAAGCUGCCAGAGGACACGUUAGAAGUAGAUCGGCGGUAUAUCGUUUCUAAAUGUCCCGAUUUGAUUGUUGAGAUGGUGAACUGCAUAAAUCAAUUGAUUGCAUUAGCGUACGCUCGCAGAAUACCUAGGUUGCCCACAAUUGAAACAAUAGAAAAUUGUAUGAAGAUGUCUCCAAUGAUAGUACAAGGCCUUUGGGAAUACAAAUCACCUCUGCUCCAGUUACCAUACAUUACCGAAGAUCAUUUGAAAUAUUUUCUCAAUAAAAAGAAACAUAUAAAGUCAUUGCUACAACUAGCACAGCUACCGGGUGAGGAGAGACGGCAAAUGAUGAGAUUUUUAAAUGAUAAGCAAUAUGAAGAUGUAAUGAAGGUUUUGGGGAAUAUGCCUUAUAUAAAUUUCCAGGUUAAUACAGAAGUUAUUGACGAUGAGAAUUCAACGGUAGUUACGGCGGGGGCAAUAGUAACAGUCACAGUAUUACUUCAAAGAACAAAUCUAAAGGAGUUACUGGGCGAUACAAGUAUUAAGGAAAAGCAAAUUAUCAAGGAUGACGACGAGGCAGCUGGCGACAACGCCGACAAGGAAAACGACAAGAAUGAGAAGAAUGACAAGAAGGAGACUGCUAAGCGACCAGUGUGGAUGAAGCAGGUUAAGAAACAUCCAGCCAAGAAGAGUAAAAAACCGGCCGCGAAGCAACCGGUCAAACCGGCCGCGCCUGCAACGCCGCCACCGCCCAGCGCCGAAGCGAAAAAAGAAAAAAAAGAACCAAAGAAAAAAGAUGAUGAAGCGGAGGAAUCGGAAGCGGGUAGCUCGGAUGAGUCGGGGACUCACAGCGACGCGUCGGACGACGAGUCGCGCGACAAUGUGUCCGCCGUCGACGACGACGACGACCAGUGGGAGAAACUGCAGAAACGGCUUCAGAAACGGGAGAGGCUCGAGGGACGGUCGAAGAGCUCGCAUCCUGUACAUUGUCCGUACUACCCCUUGGAAAAACAAGAGUUUUGGUGGUGCUACAUCUGCGAUCGCAAGUCACACACGCUGCUCACGGCGCCCGCACAUGUGACCGCGUUAGUGGACUCGCACGAGCUACAGCUGCGGUUCACGGCGCCGCGCUGGCCCGGUCUCUACACGCUCGCUUGCUGUCUGCGUUCAGAUUCGUACAUCGGUAUGGACCAGCAACAGGACGUGAAGUUGGAUGUCAAGGAGGCCGCAGCGGUGCCGUCUGAACAUCCGCAGUGGUGGGACCUUAGUGAUUCGGAGGCGGAAAAUAAUGAUCAGGGAGGAAACGAAAGUGAAUUCACUACCGACGAUGAGGUUGAGGAAGAAUAAUUUAUAUGCUAAGUUAUUUUUAUAGAGUUUUUAUUGAGGUGUGUAUAUCAAAUGUCUUUGUAUGGUUUGAGAGCGAAUGAAAUAUAGUAAUUUUAUAUUCCAA
Messenger RNA from Leptidea sinapis, 2505 nucleotides. RefSeq names its product translocation protein SEC63 homolog (gene Sec63). Gene Ontology annotation, cellular component: Sec62/Sec63 complex. Gene Ontology annotation, biological process: SRP-dependent cotranslational protein targeting to membrane; post-translational protein targeting to endoplasmic reticulum membrane. The transcript has 12 exons. Gene Ontology annotation, molecular function: RNA binding; transmembrane protein transporter activity. Lineage: Eukaryota; Metazoa; Arthropoda; Insecta; Lepidoptera; Pieridae. Bases 135 to 2402 code for a protein of 755 amino acids. The record is from RefSeq and is a predicted model, not a curated record.